GUGCUCGCUAUUCUUCCCGGCCGGAGCCUAACAGCUCCAUGGCCGCCGAGCUCCGCCACGGCGCCGGAGUCGAAGGGGCGCGAACGCGGCGUCAGGCUCGAGCACGUACUCAAUGCCGCCGCGUGCGCCGGUGAGACGGGCGUCCACCAUCUCCUCCUCCUGCCCGCUCCAUUGGCCAUUUCAAGUGGGACCGCACUGUCAGUGUCGAAUCAUCAAACUCCCGGAUAAGAUUUCCAAGCCGAGGGAAAGGGGAAGAGCAGAGCAGAGCAGAGGCGAUGGCCGCAACCUACUCGCUCCGCUCGAUCGUCCGAGCUCCGCCGCCUCCGCGGGGCCUCGCCGUGGCCAGGAGAGCAGUGCGCUGCUGCAGCAGCGCCGCUCCCACCGGCGCCUCCACAUCCAAGCUCGUCCUGGAGGUCAAGGAGAGGCUCCAAAGGGAGCAUCCGGGCCUCCCGACGGGGACAAGCGGCAGGGAUGACGACGAGAUGAUCCUCUGGUUCUUGAAGGACAGGAAGUUCGCCGUCGACGAAGCCGUCUCCAAGCUGGCCAAGGCCAUCAAAUGGCGUCAGGAUUUUCACGUGUCGGAAUUAUCAGAAGAAUCGGUGAAAGGGUUGUACCAAACUGGCAAGGCAUAUGUGCAUGAUUCUUUUGACAUCAACGGCAGGCCUGUGCUAGUAGUAGUCGCAGCCAAACAUUUCCCUUCUAAACAAGACCCACUUGAAAAUGAGAAGCUAUGUGCCUUUUUGGUCGAAAAGGCUUUACGUAAACUUCCCACGGGAACAGAUAACAUACUUGGAAUUUUCGAUCUUCGAGGCUUCGGUGUAGAAAAUGGUGAUCUCCAAUUCUUGAAGUUUUUGAUAGAUGUGUUCUACUAUUACUAUCCCAAGCGGCUUGGUGAAGUUCUGUUUGUGGAUGCACCAUUUGUGUUUCAGCCAAUGUGGCAGCUUGUUAAACCCCUGCUGAAACAAUAUGCCUCCUUGGUGAGGUUUUGUGAUGCCGAGACCGUGAGAAAAGAGUACUUCACAGAAGAAACCGUGCCUCCCGAUUUCCGGCGUUAGGCAUCACGAUUUCUGAAUCCUGAGCUGUCAUACUGUUAAUGGCUGGUGGCCAGAUUCUGUGGAAGGUCAGUUGAGUGCUGAUUUCCCCUGCUUCUGCCUUUCUUUGCUCGCCUGUCGGUCUAUUUUUCUCCAGCAGUAUAAAAAUCUAGGCACGGACUGGGAGCUGGAACAUGAGUAAUGCAUGACAAGGCCGAUGGAUUACGGAUUAGGGAGUGGUAGCUGAUGCUACAGCGUUGCAACCAUGGUGGUAAUGAGAGCACUCAUCUUCAUCAGAACGUGAAGGCAGGCCAUGGCCAUCCUUUGCUGGUGCCACCGCUGGAUAUGUCUCAAAAACUCUUGGCUCCGGGUUUGUUUUCAGGAAAUGUUUGAAGAUUGGAUGUUGGACAGCUAUCUUGUAUUCCCUCUGUAAAGAAAUAUAAGAGGGAGUACUAAGUUAUCGUGGGUGUAAACAGUUUGAAGAUUAUUGACGCGGAAUAACCUUUUGUAACGACUUUGUGAUAUAAAAUGGGGAGCGCCUGGACCUCCACUGACUGAGAUUUAAUUUGGUCUCAGUCAGCUGACGUUUGGUAUA
Molecule: messenger RNA, 1626 nt
Organism: Hordeum vulgare subsp. vulgare (domesticated barley)
Lineage: Eukaryota; Viridiplantae; Streptophyta; Magnoliopsida; Poales; Poaceae
Product: motile sperm domain-containing protein 2
Exons: 6
Coding region: 276-1055 (259 amino acids)
Source: RefSeq, a predicted model, not a curated record